AUUUCUUCCACCAUGAAGGCACUCGCUGCUGCCCUUGUUGUUGGCACUGUACAAGCACUUCCUCAAUCCGGCGCGCCAACACCUGUACCAUCAGCUUCUCCUGUUCCUAUGACCCCUCUACCAAACAACGAUGAUCUACUCGCAAAGUUGAAGACCGAUUCAAGUGCCAUCAAGCGCUAUCAGCGACUCCUCACCAACAAUGGCGAGGAACUGCUCGGUCAGGAAGACCUCGCCAAAGCCACUGUUCUCGAUUUCCAAGCAACGAGGAUUCCAGUGGUUGGAUCGCAAGGGGGAUCGAACUCACCUGCUUUCCCCGGGAACCUCCCCAUUCUUCUCGACUCAGGCCUAAACAUCAACUUCGCAACUCUCGGUCCUUGCGGACUCUUCCUUCCGCACGUCCACCCUCGCGCCAACGAGUUCUUCGUCGUCGUAGAAGGCGAAGUCGACUUCGGCUACAUGUUGGAAAUCGGUCUUCUCAACCCACCCGCACCCAACCCCAACCCAGAAAUCACCGGCAAACUCACCAAGCAUAAGGGCACUGUGUUUCCUCAAGGCAGCGUGCAUUGGCAGAUCAAUGACUCCGAGGAUUGCACUUCCACGGCUGUUUAUACGUUCUUGAGCUCUGAUGACCCGGGAUCUACUGCUAUCUUGCAGUCCCCUGCUGGAGGCAAUGGAACUAUGAGGAAGAGACUCGUGGAUAUGGAGGAGGUGGACGAUGUUAGGCCUUUGUUGCCUCCUCAGUUGGCUGAUACUGUCACCAAGUGCCUCGCGCGCUGCAAGAAGAACUGAAAGCACUUGUGCUAAGGUGGUGGGGAGGCGGUAGUUUAAGACUGUUUAGAUGGAGAUGAUGGUAGUAUUUUGCUAGGGCUGUUUGGCUUUGGCUUUCGCUCGUUCGUAUAUUUAAUAGAUUUG
This is a messenger RNA of Aaosphaeria arxii CBS 175.79, 912 nucleotides long. RefSeq lists its product as uncharacterized. Lineage: Eukaryota; Fungi; Ascomycota; Dothideomycetes; Pleosporales. The transcript has 2 exons. The record is from RefSeq and is a predicted model, not a curated record. The coding region runs from base 13 to 789 and encodes 258 amino acids. Gene Ontology annotation, cellular component: cell wall.